Messenger RNA from Pieris rapae (cabbage white), 1786 nucleotides. RefSeq lists its product as uncharacterized. The record is from RefSeq and is a predicted model, not a curated record. The transcript is spliced from 3 exons. Bases 148 to 1044 code for a protein of 298 amino acids. Lineage: Eukaryota; Metazoa; Arthropoda; Insecta; Lepidoptera; Pieridae.
GAACUGAGCGUAACCGCACCAAGCCUGACCCGAAACGUUCGAUUUUUAAAAUCCUUAGAUUUCGGUUAUUUUAGUGUUAUGUGCCAGUGACAUUAGACUGAUAUUAAUCUGUGUACCAAAGAAUAUUUAUUAGCUGUGAUAUAAUUUAUGACAUCAAAGAUGAUAGAUAAUUGUGCAUUGUGCAGUGGAUGUUCGAGGGCGCCAAGGAUGAAAAUUAAUUAUUGUUUUCCCAAAAGGCUAUUGGUGGCUGUAUCCAUAAUAGUAAUAAUAGCCAUGUGUCUAACAUCGGCCGAAGCGCGUUCAGUGGAACACAGGCGGCGGCAUCAGAAACGGCAGCCAGACAUGGCACAACUUACCAAAGAGACGCUGAAAAGACCAAAAAAUCCCACAGUAGACAGUUAUAAGAACGCAACGAGGAAAAUUAAACACAAACUAAGAAAUACGAAGAGGUUUUUCGACCAGGACAGGAAGUUGCUGAACGAAACGCGGGACUACAGGGAUGGAAUGCCCAGUUGGCUGCCAACAGUCAAUUUUGUGGACAUCCACUUCCAUGACUACAGGAUGACAAGGAAACCGGGGAGUUCGAUUACAGAAAGAAAGUUCACCUAUCUGAUGCCGAAGCUGUACAAGGCCCUACGCGAGUACGAAUUACUCUUUAGAAGACUGCGCAACGUCCAAGUAAACUUAUCCGACGACCCGUUCAACAACUACGUUGCAUUACGGGAGAAGAUUCUUGACAACACGAUAAACAGACUUCGUAGCACAAUGGCGGAAAUAACCGAGAACAUGGUGGCUGUGAAAAUGCCAGAACCGUCGUUUGACAAGACCAAGAUCCAACUCGAAACAUUGGAGAUGAAAGUUGACGCGACGCAAUGUCUCAAGAACGACUAUAUUGCGUUUAGAGGUUACGGAAACUUACUGAAUAACUGGUAUUCGGAGUUCAGAUGUCCGCUUAGUAAGAAGGACAAGAAGUGCACCGCAUAUCACGCAAAACUGCGAGAGAAGAAAGGGAACAAGCGAUAUAGGAACAGAAUGGCGAAUUGAUUAGGUAGGUUGCUCUCUACGUUUAUUGAGUCGCUCGAAUUUCGUUGAUUAAGUAUUGGGUACUCGCACUGUGAUAUUUAGUAUUCUCUAGUUAGUGAUUUUAAUUUAUUGACUAAGAUAAGUAUGUUAGUUCCUUUUCUAUCUGUUUUGUCUGUCCUUAUUUAUUUUUCUGUGUGUAUUUCACAAAUAUCUCAACUAGUAUUACUAGACGGCUGCUAAGCCUUUUUAGAAAAGACUUUUAGAUUCAUGAAUGUACAGCGCGAAUUUGUUAUUGUGUACGUCUGAAAAUGACAUGACAAAACAUUCAACUAUUUACGGCGUUUAUGAAUAAGAUGUAGUAAUAAGGUGCUUAUUUAUGUUAAUUUAAAUGUACUGUUAGUGAAAUCAGCGACGUUUUAGUAUCAACACUUGAGUAAAUUAUAUUUGGAGGAAAGAUUCGCGUUUCAGUUGCCUAAAAUCCCAAAAAACGGCUGCACCGAAUAACUUUUGCUAAGUGCCGGUGACUUUACCUACACACAAAUAUUGUUAAUAUUGUCAUCCCGAAUCUGUGUAAAUGAUUUGUAAUUUUUACAAUUUAAUAUGUUAUACAUGUGAUGUUAAAAUACAUUUAUAUAUCUUUAUGUAAUAUUCUUUGAUAUCCGACUAUGUUGAUAGUAUGUUUAAGUACCAUUUGAUCUACAAGAUUGUAAAUAAUUACAAUAUAAUUAUAUUUUUGUAUUAUUUAUUGACGAAAUAAACUAAU